This is a messenger RNA of Kwoniella shivajii, 1125 nucleotides long. RefSeq lists its product as uncharacterized. Gene Ontology annotation, cellular component: RNA polymerase I complex. Gene Ontology annotation, biological process: DNA-templated transcription initiation. The coding region runs from base 1 to 1125 and encodes 374 amino acids. NCBI's taxonomy places the organism in Eukaryota, Fungi, Basidiomycota, Tremellomycetes, Tremellales, Cryptococcaceae. The transcript is spliced from 4 exons. The record is from RefSeq and is a predicted model, not a curated record.
AUGUCACAACCUAACGCUCAAGCUUCAUCAUCAAAGCAUAAAUCUAAAAAAGAUAAAUCACACAAAAAAGAUAAACAUACAUCUCAUAAACAUAAAGAUAAAUCAUCGUCAAGUUCUGGAUCAUCGUCAUCGAAAAAUGAUAAAUCACCUUUUGAACAUCGAUUGUCUCAUAUGAGAUUAAGUAUUUCACCUAAAUUUUCACUUAAUAUGAUGGAAGGUGUAAGGGAGAAACUGGACGGUAUGAUCAUGAGAUACGUAUCUCAAAUGGGUGGUGUAUUGCUCGCACAUUGGGAUCAUGAAUUCGCCGAUGACUCUUCAAAGUUAAUCAAUGAAUGUCCAGCUGGUGUGAUAGAAGUGGAAUUUCAUUCUAUUUUAUGGGCACCUAAAAUCGGUCAAAAGCUCUACGGUACCCACUCUUUAUCUUCACCAUCACACCUCUCCCUCCUCUUCAGCAAAACCUUCAACGUCUCCAUCCCACUCCAACACAUUCCAACAGACAUGUACGAAUUCGAACACACAGAUGAGACUGCUGAUUCAGAUAGUGAAGAUGAAGAAGAGGAAGGAUUCACUUUGGAAAAUGGCGUCGUCGAAGAAGUAGGUAGAUGGAAAGAGAAAUCUACUGGUAAAUCAUUAGGUGAAGGUGGAAAGGGAAUCCAAUUCACUGUCAUUGGAAUGCAAGUCACCAAUCAAAUGUUAUCACUUACAGGAUCACUCUUAUCUGAUCCUUCCAACCCACCUGCUGUUCCUGAGACAGCGCUUCUUCCAUCUCGUGUAUCACCUUCACCUUCCUUAUCACCUGAACCUGAAUCUGAAUCUGCUCGACCAGUCAAACAACCUCGUCUGGCGAAUAAACGUGCCGUAGCUGCUCCAGCUUACGAAGAGGAGGAAGAGCCUGAUACCACAGGGUGGACCACUAGACAAUUGAAACAAUAUCAAAAGGAUCUAGCUAAGAAAAAGAGGGAUGCUAGAAAGGCAAGGAAAGAAGAAAGAGUGUUGGAAGAUGUACAAGACGAAGGUGCGGGAGAUCUGGUCAAUGUUCAAGGUAGUGAGGAACUCAUAGGAAUUAAGAGAAAGGCUGGAGACGGUGAGAGGGAAACAAGAAAGAAGAAGAAGGGUGGUGAAUAG